UGUUUGUGUUCUCCAAUACACAGUUGCCGUGUUACUGUGUCGGGUGGCCUCUGUGAUGUGCUGCUUCAUAUUCAUUAAAACGUGUGUAUAAAUGUGUUGCACAUAACACAUGUAGACUUCUCUAGGAGAGGAUAUUAAAGUAUGAGGACAGUGCUCCAGUAUACGUGAACUACAUUGUGAUUGCCAUAAUUGAUGAGUUCCAAGUACAUAUAGACUAACUGCUGAAUUGGGACUUGAAUCACAAAGCCAAUACCUUGCAUUUACUAUUGUUUACAAUUUGGACAGAGACCAGCCGACUUGUGAUAUCUAUUUUUCGGUAACGAUGGACUACAGGAUCACCUGCUUGGUCCUAAUACAGAUCGCGGCUGUGGUCGUGGAUGGGGAGGAGCGCACGUGUCACUACAAGUUCGGUGCAUACCAUCCACAGAUAUAUGACAUGUUUACCUGCGCAUGGUGCUACACUUUCCUGUUUCCAAAGCGAGGCUUGACAGCACAUCCGGCACAUCCUUUCCUGUUCCUGACAUCCGAGUCGGGAAGAGUUCACGCCCGACUAAAUCCAGACGCAAAGAACGACACAGCAAGGACAGAGAUUUGCCGAACAUUGACGGACGAACAGUGUCAGAGGUGGCAGUCCUGUUGUAACGCUGCGCAUGAGUGUUGUGACAAACAAUUGUCACUUCCACCACCGGACAAUUCAACCUGCCAAGCUACAUGGGACGGUUACGGUUGCUGGGGUAAAGAAGCGCCAUCUACUGUCAACUAUAUUAAUUGUCCUCUAUACAUGUCCUACUCUAUCCCCACACGACAAGCAGAGAAGAUAUGUCUGCCAAACUCAACGUGGUUGAUGAAGGCAGGGAUGUACUGGACGGAUUACACACAGUGCUCUAAUUAUAAGGAUCUGAAAACCUCGCUGUACCUCGGUAUGGGCUGCAGUAUCUUCAGUGUCAUCGUCUUGGUUCCGGCUAUAUACAUAUUUGUCAGAUACAAGGCAUUGCGCAAGCAGCACAGGAUACGACUCCAUAUCAACUUUUUCCUGGCACUCUUACUAAAGGAAGUGAUGACCAUAUUAUGGGAUAUGUUGGUGACCUAUGACCGCGUUUCGCAUGAGGACGCAUUCAACACCAUACUUGUACAGAAUGGGGUGGGCUGCAAGCUGCUCUCUUUUUUUAUGAUCUACUUCAAGUGCACAAGCUUUACGUGGAUGUUCUGUGAGGGAUUCUACCUUCAUCGAUUGAUGAGUGAUGCAUUUUCCCCUCCACGAUCUCUGGUCACGCUUUACCUGACGGGCUGGGGUAUUCCCCUCCUCUCAUCCACUAUCUACGCUAUAAUUCGCGGUAUAUAUGCCAACGAAAGUUGCUGGUCUACUAGCUAUGAAGAUAAAGAAUGGAUAUUUUAUGCCCCUAAUUUAACCUGUCUCAUUGUAAAUUUUAUAUUUUUAUGUAACAUAUUGCGGAUCCUUCUCACACAACUGCAGUCUCACCCUAACGAACCAAGCAACUUCCGGAAAGCCGUAAAGGCCACGUUCGUGCUGAUCCCGCUGUUUGGAGUACAGCUAUUUGUUACAAUAUACAGAAUCCCAGUUAACAAACAGGCCGGACUAGAGUACGAGCGGUUCUCAUUAUUUUGUAACAAUUUACAGGGAUUCUUCGUCGCCCUCAUAUUUUGCUUCCUGAAUAGCGAGGUGAUCACCCACCUGAGGAAGACGUGGAGACGUCGGAUAAGAGACAGGUCACUUGGAGGGUCCAAACGUCUAAACACAACUCUUAAUCAGACUUUAUCGUUUAACACCGACACUCUAGACAGAAAAUCGUCUGAUAAACGAAACCGGAAAGAGAAUUAUCAAAUGGACGAUAACGUGAAUGGAGACGUUUUUUCAAAGGACAGCAGAGGAAAUGACAUCAGGUAUAACCCGGUUCCAGCAACCGAUGAGGAGCUUUGCUCAAUGCCUGAAAAUAAUCACGGAAAAUGUAUGCUGCAUUGAAUAGCAAUUCGUAGUUACAUCAAACUGGCCAAUGCAUCGGACACGUUAUCAUUAUGGCGGGAAAGGCCAUUGUCUGUGACCCGACCAAAUUAAUUGGAAUUUACAGAAAGCAUGCUCUGCUGCCGUGUUUUACAACAGUGCCACCAUUGUAUAACCUGCUGACGUGUUUUAUAACCGUACAUGUCUGACUGUCAGACAUGCUCAGUUAUCGUUGGCAAUGCUUCAAGUCCUCCACAGACUAAAAGUGACGUAGGUGGAUAAGUGUGCAUACAUAUCUAGUACAUGUAGGUAUAUCGGGCAUCGAGUAAGAACUAAGGUCUGGCACUGUUGAUGACAUUUUGUUCCACUUGACCCAAGUUAUAUCACAUUCAAGGAAGAUGAGUUCACGAACUAAUCUUUAACUGAACUUGACGACCAUUUUGUUUCCUUACUUAAUUCCAAUAAUCGUUUUCGCUGCCACCACGCUGACUGUAAACUUGACUUGGUGACAGAUCUAAUACUAACAUGUGAGCAUGUUGGAUAAUUUACAGAUGUUUGUUAAUGGAGACCGUGUUAGGUUUUAUUAUGUAACAGCUUGAUGUGUAAUUCAAAAUCACAAUAAUCGUCAACCCGGGGAAAAUCGACGGCAACAAAUUACAUCUAGUGAUGAAAAUGUUUUGAAAAAAAGGAAAUUCCGAGAGCACAAAUAUUUUUUCGUUAUAAUCGGUGAAUAAAAGUGCAAGACAGGCAAGACAGGAGAUGAACAGCUACGAUGUUUCUGAAAACAAAUGUUUUUGUGUAUCAGCACUUUCCAUUGAGACUACAGACUAUAGAAAAGUGUUGAAGACUCUUUGUUUGGGUUUUUUAACCUAAGUCGAUAAACUUUAACGAAGACCCCAAACUUGUCUUUGUUUUAUAGAGACUGCUACUGAUGGAUACAAUCAAAUCUGUAAUAUGUACCUAUUAUAUUUAUGUAUGUACAACACGCAUCAGUUGUACACAAACGUAAAGGAAAACAACGAAACAUGCUUCUAUUGUAACUGGUGUAUCGGCCUUUGGAUGCGGUGUAAAACAGACAUGUAUUAAAAGCAGAUUCUGCAAAACAAAAACGUCUGUCCCGGCCGCAUAUCCUUUAGGUAUAUAAAUGUUACAUGAUGGAGCUAGAUAUAGACACAGAUGGUCAAUGUGCUGAACUGGACGCGUGUUCACAGUUUGCUUACUUUAGGAGCGACGACAUGUAUAUCAAACAAGUGUCGCGUUCCUGACCUGUGUUCGUGGGUAACAAAUAGAAAUAAUACACUCAAGUUCAAACAUCAUGUAGCCUCAAGUGUUUUGGAUGUGUCCAACAGACUGGCUUCAUGCGUAUUUUUAUUAAUAACGUGACAAUCAUCCGUGCCAUUUUCAUAAAAAUUCAUGGAUGUACCUCCAAGAGAUGAGCCUAUGUGUAUAAUAACUUUUGGAAACCAUAUUGCUCAUUUCUUGGUUGGUCCAUUGAUCAUAUUAACAUUAUUUAAAACAAAGUCCUUCAUACGCUGCUACGCUCAUACGACUAGCUGUUUUUUACGUAUAUUCACACUGAAAAAUGGAACGCAAAUCGUCCGUUGUUUCCGCCCGAACUAUAUUUUUGAGCCUGUUUCAUUGGAAGAGGUAUCCAAUAUUGGACAUGGGACUACCUACCACCAAGAACUAUAUAUACUUCUCUGCUCCGUAAAAUAAGCACAAUUAUCAUCAUGAUAAAGGCAUAGCAUCAUUGCAAGAUUGCACACUUUUUCUAAUAUUUUCACCUGUGCAAAUAUUUAAACAUUCUUUCAUACUUGUGAAAUACUGUUGAAUUUCGGUUUGUAUAAUUCACUCUUCGGAAAAUAUGCCAUGUGCUAUGUAAAGUUAUUACUUGCAAAAUGCUGUAAAAAUCAGAACUUGAUUGGUCAGUAUAUGGGCCACAGGCGUUCGGUUUACAGUCUCAAAGUAUUAAGUCUUAACGCUAAUGGUUGUAACUUCAAACUAAAAAUGCUAUGUUUCAGACGAAAAUAGCAAAGUCAAGACUAAAUAUUUAAUAUCAUGUAAUAUAUGAAAUCGAUUUUACAU
Mizuhopecten yessoensis (Yesso scallop) is the source of this 4045-nucleotide messenger RNA. Its product is annotated as calcitonin receptor-like. Bases 323 to 1981 code for a protein of 552 amino acids. The transcript is spliced from 12 exons. Gene Ontology annotation, molecular function: G protein-coupled peptide receptor activity. The record is from RefSeq and is a predicted model, not a curated record. NCBI's taxonomy places the organism in Eukaryota, Metazoa, Mollusca, Bivalvia, Pectinida, Pectinidae. Gene Ontology annotation, cellular component: plasma membrane. Gene Ontology annotation, biological process: adenylate cyclase-modulating G protein-coupled receptor signaling pathway; cell surface receptor signaling pathway.